CCGCAGAUAGGGGCUGCAAACGCACGCGGCGCUUAUGCAGGUGAGAAAGGGACGCUUGGAUUGAGAAUUGCGGGACACUAUGAAGAUUCUCUCGUAGGAAUUUCACAAUAUCUACAUCGGAAUUACAAUUGUCCGUGUUUGUUUCAUUUUUGUUAUUCCCGCGUGGUCAGAGGUUUUGUGCUGGGGAGUUUAUUUUGUAUUUAUUCCACUCCCUCUUGCCUGUAACUGUGUGAACUAUAAAACACAGACUGCUUGUUAUAAGUGAGUGGAGGUAAAUGAAUCAGAGCGCUCGGAUUCUGCUUGGAUAGGCAACUGGACACACAAUCACUGCGUCUCCACUGCUUCAAGGUAAGAGGACGAGACCCUCCGUAAAGUAGGCUACUGUAUCACCACAACUUGGGAAUCUGUGUGGGCAUUCCAUUGCCACUACUCCGUAUUGGACAUAUCUUCGGACGGGGAAAUUCGGAUUUUGACCAUUUACAUCAUUUCUAUAUUAAUCUUGGAAGAUUUUUUUGUAACUGAAAAGACUUGGACUGAUUUUAAAUUUCAAUUAAAUAAGAUAGCGUUUCUCUUUACGCGCAUAAAAUAUUCGGAUUCCUAAUGAAUUCAUGGCAUAUGAUAUGACCGGACUGAACGGACUGUUUCGAUUGUGUUUUGCCCAGUUUUUAUUGAAAGAAGGAAAGAAACAUUAAUUCGGUGGAAAAGGGGGAGAGGAGAGCCCGUCCACUUGCUCUUAUUCAGUGCAGUCGAAGCGAUGUGGGAAGACGUCCGGAGGAUGAAGUCUCACACCUCCUGAAAUGGAGGACUACAAAUAAUCCGAGAACGAAAAUUAUUGUUUUCCAAACAGUAUACCAGCAAGUAAACGGCAUCCUCAUUUGAUUCAAGGCUUUAAAAUCCAUUCAUUACAUUGCGGGGAACAAUGAGGACUACUGGCGCAGUGGACUAUUUAUGCUACAGUAUACUCAUCCUGCAGCUGCUGAAUCAGCCUGCUGCUAAGCAAGUGCUCCGAUAUCGCUUGGCUGAGGAGGGACCCGCGGAUGUCAGGGUAGGGAACGUAGCCGUGGACCUCGGAAUCGUUGCCGGGUCUGGCGAGGUGACAUUUACCCUCGAGUCCGGAUCUGAUUUUUUCAAAAUAGAUAAUAUAACAGGCGAGCUGACCACCAAUGAACGGCGUAUAGACCGUGAAAAAUUACAGCAGUGUCAAAUGAUAUUUGAUGAAAACGAGUGUUUCAUAGAUUUUGAAGUGUCAGUAAUUGGACCGGCGCAGAGCUGGGUUGACCUGUUCGAGGGGAAAGUCAUUAUUUUAGAUAUAAAUGAUAACACCCCGUCUUUCCCAUCUCCCGUGCUGACCCUAUCGGUGGAGGAGAACAGGCCGAUUGGCACUCUCUAUCUCCUACCCACGGCCACCGACAGAGAUUUCGGUAGGAACGGAAUUGAGAGAUAUGAGCUUAUUCAAGACAGCGGGGAGAGCUCCAGGCGCCUGGGCUCAAGCUCGGGUGGUCGCGGGGCUGACAGGAGAUUCGACGAGGGGGCAGGCAGGAGCAGCGUCUUUGAACUGCAAGUUGCUGACACAACCGACGGGGAGAAGCAGCCGCAGCUCAUCAUUAAAGGGGCACUGGACAGGGAGCAGAGGGACUCUUAUGAGCUCACCCUGCGUGUUAGGGAUGGGGGCGACCCCCCACGCUCUUCCCAGGCCAUCCUGAGGGUGAUGAUCACUGAUGUGAAUGACAACAGCCCCCGCUUUGAGAAGGCUGUGUAUGAAGCUGACCUGCCGGAGAACAGCUCCCCUGGUGCCCCCAUCCUGCAGCUGAAAGCAGCUGACGCAGACGUUGGGGUGAACGGUCAGAUUGAGUAUGUAUUCGGAGCAGCCACAGAGUCAGUGCGUAGGCUAUUGAGGCUGGACGAGAGCUCUGGGUGGCUGAGCGUGCUCCAUCGUAUUGACCGCGAGGAGGUGAGCCAACUGCGCUUCACUGUGAUGGCGAGGGACCGAGGCCAGCCGCCCAAAAUGGACAAGGCCACCGUGGUUCUCAACAUCAAGGAUGAGAACGACAACGUGCCUGCUAUCGAGAUUCGUAAGAUCGGACGCAUCUUCCUGAAGGAUGGAGUGGCCAACGUGGCUGAGGAUGUAGUGGUGGACACGCCUAUAGCUUUGGUCCAGGUGUCAGACCGCGACCAGGGGGAGAACGGUAUCGUGACCUGCACCGUGGUGGGUGACGUGCCCUUCCAGCUCAAACCGGCCAGUGAGAUUGAGGGUGAGAUGAAUAAGAAGAAAUACUUUCUCCAUACAUCAGCGCCGCUGGACUACGAGGCCACACAGGAGUACAACGUGGUCAUCGUGGCGGUGGACUCAGGAAGCCCUAGCCUGGCCAGUAAUAACUCGCUCAUCGUAAAGGUGGGCGACUUCAACGACAACCCACCCAUCUUUAGCCAGAACGUGGUGGAGGUGUCCUUUCCAGAAAACAAUGCCCCCGGUGAGAGGGUGACCACUGUACAGGCCAUAGAUGCUGAUAGUGGCAAGAACGCGGAAAUCGCCUACUCCCUCGACUCCUCUGUGAAUGGGAUAUUCUCCAUUGAUGCCGACAAUGGUGACAUCAGAGUAAACACCAUUCUGGACAGAGAACAAACAGAGAGGUACCAGUUCAAAGUGAUAGCUAAAGAUAAGGGCAUGCCCAUACUCCAGGGGUCAGCCACUGUGGUAGUCUUAGUGGCUGAUAAGAAUGACAAUGAGCCUAAAUUCAUGCAGGAUGUGUUCACCUUCUACGUCAAAGAGAACCUUACACCCAACAGCCCUGUUGGCAUGGUGACCGUCAUUGACGCCGACAAAGGCCAGAACGCAGAAAUGAGCCUCUUCAUCGAGGAAGAGGAGGAGAUCUUCUCCAUUGAGAACGACACAGGAACCAUUUUCUCCACCAUGUCGUUUGACCGCGAGCAGAAAACCACCUACACAUUCCGGGUCAAGGCUGUGGACAGCGGAGACCCACCCAGAUCAGCCACUGCCACCGUAUCACUCUUCGUGAUGGACGAGAACGACAACCCGCCGACCGUUACCUUCCCCAUCAAUAGCUCAUACACCCUCCUGCCCCCCUCCAGCAAUGUUAGGACUGUAGUACGAACUGUCAUGGCCACCGAUACCGACACAGGGAUCAACGCUGACCUAAACUACAGUAUCAUCGGGGGCAACCCUUUCAAACUGUUUGAGAUCGACGGGGGAAGUGGGGUCAUCUCACUGGUGGGGAAGCUGGAGCAGAAACACUAUGGCCUCCACAGACUGGUGGUCCAGGUGAACGACAGUGGCCAGCCCUCGCAGAGCACCACCACCAUGGUGCAUGUCUAUGUCAACGAGACCCUCUCCAACUCCACCAUCGUUGAGGCCCAGGUGGCUAAGAGCCUGGGCACUCCGCUCAAUACCAACAUCGCCGGUGACCCCAACUACGACCUGGGCAAGCAGCGGCUGAGCAUUGUCAUCGGCGUGGUGUCGGGCAUCAUGACGGUAAUCCUCAUCAUCCUCAUCGUGGUCAUGGCUCGCUACUGCCGCCCCAAGAACAAGAAUGGCUACGAGGCGGGCAAGAAGGACCACGAGGACUUCUUCACCCCUCAGCAGCAUGACAAGGGCAAGAAGCCCAAGAAGAACAAGAAGAACAAACAGCCGUUGUACAGCAGCAUUGUCACCGUCGAGGCCUCCAAGCCCAACGGCCAGCGCUACGACGGCGUCAACGAGAAGCUGUCCGACAGCCCCGGGAUGGGCAGGUACCGCUCCGUUAACGGAGGGCCCGGAAGCCCGGAUUUGGCCCGGCACUACAAGUCCAGCUCGCCACUGCCCACGGUCCAGCUCCACCCCCAGUCGCCCACGGCCGGGAAAAAGCAUCAGGCUGUUCAGGACCUGCCCCCUGCCAACACCUUCGUUGGCACCGGAGAUAACAUUUCCCUUGGAUCUGACCACUGCUCCGAGUACAGCAGUCAAACCAUCAACAAGUACAACAAACAGCCGUUCCGCCGAGUGACCUUCUCGGUGGUGAGCCAACCCCAGGACCCACACCAGCAGGGAUCGCUGCAGAGCUGCUACGACAGCGGGCUGGAGGAGUCGGAGACGCCCAGCAGCAAGAGCUCUUCGGGGGGCCCCAGGCUGGGUGCAUUGCCCCUGCCCGAGGACAGCUACGAGAGGACCACGCCGGAUGGCAGUGUCGGUGAGGCAGAGCAUAUGGAAAAUGACACCCGGACCUUGCCUGACGUAGCCAUGACAGGCAAGUGCACCCGGGAAUGUGACGAGUACGGCCACUCGGACUCCUGCUGGAUGCCUGUGCGCACGUCGCCCGAGCGACGGCCCAAGACGACCACCACCCAACAACCAAAGCUUUCCACCUUCAUGACCAGUGGCGGUAGUGGCAGCAACCCUCCCGAGCAGCAACAACAUCCUGGCAGCCAGGAAGCCCUGGUCGCCAUGGCCAACGGAGACCCCUCCUCUCACGUGAUGCUGGGCAACGACCGCAACCGCAACUUGCUCAAUAAGAAGAUGGCCACCUCCUCGUCCUCCUACGAAGCUUUCGGCUCGCCCAGCUUCAGCCCGCCGGGGGUCGAGGAGGGGGUGGUGGUGGGUCAUCCCAUCGAGGAGAUCCCCCUGGCCCCCACCGGGGAAUACAAACCCUCAUCCUGUGGCACGCUCACCCGCCGGGAGGUCUACCUGUGAGGGGGGGCGGUGGAGCUAGCGCCACGGUAUGCAUGGUUCUAACAACAACAACAACAACUAUAGUAGGCAACCACGACGACAACAACUGAAGACACUUUUUGCUGUACCAGACCGACCUUAACUGAGCAGGAAAGGUCCAAGGAUAACCCCUCUCCUAGACAACAACAAACAUCAAAAACAACAACGUGAAACAAUGCUAAAAUCAACGUGGAUACAAAAAUAAUCCCUUUUUGUAAUUCAGAUUCUGACCUUAUCUUGCAAGAGGAAGAGGAGAAUGGGGCUAUUGGUGGGACUUGAAGCGAGACAUUGGAUAACUGCUGCCGGCCGGCGAGUCGGGCCAAUGGGAACAUUACUGCUGCCUGAUGAUCACCACUGUACAAUUACCAACUCAUUUUCAUAAAACAUGCAUGCAUUAUCUCUCCCUGACCCCACCUCCCAAAGACUGUACUGUACAAAAAGAGGACCUUCAUUUUCCCCCCCCCCAUCGUUUUCUAUAACUUGAGUGUGACAAUGAAACGUGUGACAGAGGACCGAUGUCAUGCCUUUUGGGGACUUAGUGGCACUCCCACCCUGAUGCAAAUGUCAUAUACAUUCAAUAAUGUGUCACGUAACACAUGUCACGUGUCAUGACCCCCCCCACCCUGUGCUACUUAAGUUGCGUUCCUCCAAAACACAACCAAACAACAACAGACUGUGAAAGCUACUAGCAUGGCAUCAUAGAUCAUAACAUUUGGGAAAGACUAAGCUUUAACUUUCUGUCCUGUGGAUAAGACGGUGCAUAUCGCCUCAUUCGUGGCAGAAUAUCAUUGACAAAUGGAGGAGUCAAUACGGUUGGCAAUGUCCUAGCCAUAGGAGUACAUGAAACACACAAUGUACGAUGAACUGAUGUCCAAGUAUGCUUAUUUAUGAGUGUGCUCACUUUGUCUCUCUCAUAGACACCAACACAAGUGUACGUUGUACAUAUACAUCGAUUCAGACCCUUUGACCUUUAAAGCUCACUUGUCUCUCUACCUUACUCUGCCUCUCUUUCUCUGUCUUUGGAUGGCCUGAGAGUUGAAGACUAAACCGCCCUUCCAGAUGUAAUUUUCUAUCUAGAGCCAAUCUGAAUUGGUUGUCGUUCUUUGCUUGAAUUGCGUAAUAUGUGUACGUGGUUGUGCAUACUGUAUCACCCCCGGAAAAUAUUGAUUCCUAUUCAGAUGAAAGUUAUAAAGCUGAUUAUGGUUAUUCUCUUGCCCACACAGACAAGCAGACACAAAUCAACACACACAGCUAACAUGUCAUGGUUACACUUUAGGUGAGUUAGUUGAGGGGAAGUGCUGGGUAUGUCAGAGUGAACAUGACAGGGUAGGUUGAGCUGAACCAGAACAGGGAUGUGGUGAGGUUUUGCCGUGACAUUUAUUUUGUGUUAGCGUGUGUGCUAGAUUGAACAGUACAUGCCAUAUGGUACAUAACACUGACACGAACACACUAUCUAUCGUAUAAUAGUAAGCAUAGACAUACACUCUAAGUCCAUGUCCACCUUCCCCAUAAAUGGAGAUGUCACUAAUGGCGGAAGUAGAUUUUCAUAUUGACACAGACAGGCAUCUUUUUGAGCAAGAAUGUAAGAAUCUGCUCAAUGAAGUACAAUCAAAAAUACCUGCUGAUGUACAGUCAGAAAAAGGGGUGUGAAAAUACAAUGGUUUAACAUUGUACCUUACAAGUUAGUAUGAACGAGAAACCAAAACGUAGGGAAUACAAAAUUGGCAUAUGGAUUCAUCAUUUAUCAGAGUAACUACAAUACCACCUAGAAUUAGCUUUGGGUAGUUAUGUUGCUUUAAAUACACACGUGUAAAUGCAUAGUGAGAGUACGGGCUGAAUUGAACAAGGGCACAACAUGUAGGAGAAUAUCUGUUGUAGUUUGGACUGACACAACCAUAUGCACACACACACACACACACACACACACAUAAUAUGAAGACAUUGUGCCUCCUUACCCAUCGCAAGUUGUGUUUUUCUACCGGUACUGUAAGUAGGCACAAGGUCUUGCCGCCAUAACGGAGAAAAAUGAAUUUCAGAUGCAAUGGAAACCCUUGUAUAUGUUAGCUAACCCUUUGGUUCAAAACAACUGCUAUUUGGCAGUCCACCAAUCUGUAGUCUGUAAGUACUACUUGUCGUUCGAAGAAACGCUCCUAUGCUUAUAAACUGUAUACAUAAAUAUGUACUUUUUACUGCAUGUUUAAAAGGAAUUUACUUCACUUAAUGAGGAGAAUUAAAUGUCAAAGAAAAAUGUACAAAAAAAAAAUCCUUAACCGGUGAACAUGGAGGUCCAUCUUGUUGCUUGCUUUGGUUUUACCUAACAGACAUUAGCCAUGUAGUACGAUUAAUAAGUAUAUCGAUUUGAAGAGGAAGAAAUGUAUGUUUAUUUAGCAUAUUUCUUUCAUGUUCCAUCAUAUUUUGUUGAUUGUUGGUUUUGUUUUGUUCCUUUCAGACACAUUUUCACAGCGUUCCCCAAUUCCAUUGAACAGUUAACCCUACAGUUAACCCUACAGUUAACCCUACAGUUAACCCUACAGUAAACCCUACAGUUAACCCUACAGUUAACCCUACAGUAAACCCUACAGUUAACCCUACAGUAAACCCUAAAGUUAACCCUACAGUAAACCCUACAGUUAACCCUACAGUAAACCCUACAGUUAACCCUACAGUAAACCCUACAGUUAACCCUACAGUUAACCCUACAGUAAACCCUACAGUUAACCCUACAGUUAACCCUACAGUAAACCCUACAGUUAACCCUACAGUAAACCCUACAGUAAACCCUACAGUUAACCCUACAGUAAACCCUACAGUUAACCCUACAGUAAACCCUACAGUAAACCCUACAGUAAACCCUACAGUGAUAACAGAGAUUCAGUUGAAGUAGUCCUACCCUACAGUAAACCCUACAGUUAACCCUACAGUAAACCCUACAGUGAUAACAGAGAUUCAGUUGAGGUAGUCCUACCCUACAGUGAUAACAGAGAUUCAGUUGAGGUAGUCCUACCCUAUACUGCGUCCUCACCUGGAAAAGUCUGACCUACAUAAUACAGUGAGACGAUUCACAACUCUCUACCGGCGCGGCAUUUACAUUUCAUUUAUCCCUCUUUUUUUUUGUAUUUGAUAUACAAUAACAAUCAGAAUAUUGGAAAUGAUCAUCAUUAUGCAUUUUAUUAGUUUUUUUUUCUUAUAUUUUCUGGUGCAACUUUGUAUAUUUAGAGCUUCUGUAAAAAAAAAAAAAAAAAAAAAGUAAAAAAAAAAAAAAAAAAUGUAGAGUGAAUGCAAAAUAUGCAAUUGUGCCUUUUUAUACCGAUUGGUAUGAUUCAAUGUUGGUUUGGAAUGGUACAAAACCAAUUAUGCUGACAUGCUUUCUAAAAGUAGUGGGGAUGAUAUUAUAGUCCAAUUUUAAAUACCUCCUGAGGAACUUGUGCGAUCGAGGAACGAUCCAGUUACUUUCUGUCUUCUCGGGAUGUGACCAGUCAAAUGUUUGUAAGCCUGUUGACACAGUGUGGUACAAUGAUGUGGAGUGGCUAUUGGAUGGGUCUCAACGUGGAAUGUUCAAGGUAUUAAUAUCCAUUCCUAGCAUAGUGUACUUUCAUAACCAAAUGACUACUUUUUGUACUGCUUAAUACUAGUAAUAAUGAUGACGUAAUGGAAAAAUUAUUAUUCUAUUGCUACAGUGUUCUGCUGAUGUACAUAUUCAGUGCGACAACCUUAUGUGCAUGAAACAACUCUCCUGGAUUGAACAUAUUGAGUGUAGUAGAAGAAACGCUUGGAGACAUUUGACAGUUCAGGACGCGAGGAAGCCGAUAAAUGCUAAAUGCAGAGGUUGGAAAAGUGAGGAGUAAAAAAAAAAAAAAAAUGCUGCAAGGUCGAGAUGCUGACAGAAUGCACACCUCAGGACGUAAAUAACCCCUAAAAUACAUUUACAACACAUGCAAUACAAACAAAAACUCAACACAUACACACAUUUUUACAAAGCAUGGUGCGUUACAACACUGGAAACAAGAAAGAAGUUGUAUAGUGGGUUCUCGUUGUGUUAUACUUUCAGUGAACAUAAAGGAAAUUGCAUGUCUGUGUUUCUAGAAAGACUGAGAAAUUUCUAUAUAGUGUUAUAAUAAGCUUUUUUGGUUGUCAAAAAAUGCAAUUCUUUACUCAAACAUUCAAUAGGCUACUUGUGCUUACUUCUAAAUGUACAAUAUUAUCCGAUAGAAAAGAAACAGGGACAAUAUCAAAUGGGUCCUUCCUUGACCUGGUAAUCCACAGAUGACGGUCAAGUUUGGUUUUUAGAAGAAAAA
Oncorhynchus tshawytscha (Chinook salmon) is the source of this 8997-nucleotide messenger RNA. Its product is annotated as protocadherin-7-like. NCBI's taxonomy places the organism in Eukaryota, Metazoa, Chordata, Actinopteri, Salmoniformes, Salmonidae. Gene Ontology annotation, cellular component: plasma membrane. The transcript is spliced from 3 exons. Gene Ontology annotation, molecular function: calcium ion binding. The record is from RefSeq and is a predicted model, not a curated record. Gene Ontology annotation, biological process: homophilic cell-cell adhesion. The coding region runs from base 920 to 4684 and encodes 1254 amino acids.